AAAAAAGGAAUAACUAAGCCCGUUUGACUUCCGCUCACGAUACAAAAUCUGAAUCUGUUUAUGAGCCUUUUUAAAUUGAACAUGCGUACUAUGACCUUGUAACUUGAAGAGGACAUUGGGAUAUGCUGAAAUCUGUGUGCGUAAGUUGUGUACCUCUGCUAGGAAGAUUAUUUCCGCUAGUCACUAAUCUAACAUUGCAAGUAUACUUGCUACAUGUCGCUCAACGCCUGACUAAAAGAGUCGUGAUGUUCGGGAGGUGAAGUGAAAAUUGAAUCGUCUUGGGUCUUUGAAACAACAAGAAUAACGAAUGAUAAUUCAUAAGUUAACUUUGUAUUGCAGACGGUUCUAUAGAAUUGCUGAGAGUGCCGUGAUGUGGCUUUUUCGUACUGAAAUUUGUUUAUUUCUGUCAGUUUCCGCCAUUCUUUCAGCGUUUUGUGUACUUGAGUCCAUACUUCACCCUGAAGAAAACUCAGAAACGUUGGAAGUAUUGACAUUAUCAAAUUAUACCAGUUCAGAUUCGGAACUUGACGAUAAUGCUUCUUCACCAAUCGAAAAUAUAUCAACUUUCAUAUCACUUGUCCUGGGGCUGUUUGCAGUUCUUUUGGUUCUCUGGAAAGUAGCUGUAAUUAUGUUUUUUGGAAGCUUGACAUCUACUGAAAGAGUAUCCCUUUCCAAGUCUCUCUUUCGUUUUGUUCUUUUCCAUUUUAUCAUACUUUCCGGCGCAAUUAAUCCUUCUCGAUUGACAAGUCUCUUGGGAUGGCUUUGUUGGUUCAGUAUUCUCGGUGUGUUGCACAUGUUAACAUCUGUGGCUUCUUCCAGAUGUAACCAAAUGUCGGCUUCUGGUGCCGUAAACAUGCGCCAGUGGUUGCGGAUAUACUGUAUGUUUAUUAUCAUUUCUUUUGCAAAUUGGUACUUACUUAAAGCCGGUUUGGAAAACUGCUUCACGUUGGCAGACAUAGAUGUCUCAACUAGUGGAGACUUUUUAGAUCUUCAUUCACGGAAUUCCUUCUUAACUGGCCUCAAAACACCAACUGUGUUGGGUGCAUUGAAAGCUAAAAUAACAGGGAAAAAGGAGCUUUUGUAUGAUGCUGUUGAUGUUGUCGCCCUACUUAUAUCUGAGUUUGCGCUUCUGAUGUGUACAAUAUCACAUCUUGUUUGUGGAUUAAUCAUACAGACAUAUGACCGUUGGUGUCUACGCAAUGGUCAAAGCUGGCAAUACCAUUCAACAGUUACGUACUAUUAUGAGCUCUUUUUCACAUGCUUUUACCGGCUAACAGAAAUAACGCACUAUCUACAUCUUCUAUUAUGGAGUAGAGUGUUUUCUGUGGCUAGCCUUGUUGUUUUCUUGCAUAUACGUGUAUCUUACUCAAACUUGGCUAACAGUAUAUCUCGCCACCUAGCACAAAGACGACUAAUGAAAUACAUCAAUGAGAACUACCAGGCUUGCAAGACAGGGUAUUAUGCCGCUUCCAAGGAUGCUAGUGAAAAAACAGAAACAGACGAUAAGACUUCACAAAUGUUCUACUUUGAUAACGAAAAUCAAUCUGCACUUAUUUGUGCAAUAUGUUGGGAUGUUAUGACAGAUUGGCGUCGAUUACCAUGUCGUCAUGAUUUCCACGAACACUGUCUUCGUGCUUGGCUUGAACAGAAUCCAAGUUGUCCUACUUGUCGGCGUGAUUUGGGCAUACCUCCUAUACUUCUUCACAAUCAUAACAGGACACAACGGUCGGAAAACGUAGCAUUUGGUAUGCUUGUUCGAAACUUGUUCAAUAAUGUUGGAAACGAAGGUCCAACUAAUCGUAACGGAGUCAAUAAUGUACAGCCACUGAUUACACCUCAUAAUGCAAUUCAACCUAACCAAACGUCUGGUAUUUCCAGGAUGUUCGCUACGGCUGUAGGGUUAAAUCUUGGAUUAAGUAUUGGUUCUGCCCCAGUUGUCGCUGCUGCCGCUCAAACGGCUGCACUAAAUGCACUACCUCGUGAAUCAGGCACACAAGGUUCUGUUGCUAGUAUUUCUGGCUCACAGACUGAAGAAACACCAAAUGUCCAUACACAGAAUGAGGAUAAUUCAUCUGUACGAGAAGCAACGCAUACUGAUGACCAAAAUCAAACUGCUCCAGGAAAUGAAGCUAGAGACCAAAUUAGACGUAGAUCUUUCCAUUUUGAUGGAUCACGCUAUUUCUCCUGGUUACCAUCUUUACAUGUUGAACUGUCUGAAGUAUUUCGUGAGGUAUUUCAUGUUGGUGGAAUUCAACCCUACAGUGCAAUUAACGAAUUGAAUAAUCAAACAAAUGGUCAACAAACGACAGGUUUUAAUCAUACUAAUGUUCAUAAUUCUAUGUUUAAUGGGAAUAGUGAUUUGAAUGUAUUACCAUUAUAUCUACGUUCUGCUGUUGACCAACUAACCAAUAUGUUCCCACAAUUCCCACGUUCUGUGAUAAUUGCUGAGCUUUUAGCUACAGGCGUUCCAGAUUUAGCAGCAGAAAAUUUAAUGGCUAGACCAUCACCGAUAACCCCUACUUCAAGCUCUAGUGACAUGAUUCCUACUACUAGUGCUAUUGUAAAUCAGAAUAUGUAAGUAGUAUGUAUCAUCAAUCAAAAGUGAAGUGCCUGGCAGCAGAAGGUUAAGAAGACCUAAGAAGAGAGAGCGAAUGGUGUGGAAACGAAAGAACACUGAAGUCUGAAACGGUUGAUUAACAUUUUGCAAAUGAAGUAUUUAUUGUACAGUUCUCAGAUUUUACUAAGACGCUCUGUAAUUUUGUAUUCAAAUACAUCCGAUUGUCCCCGCUUGUGUUCUCGUUCACUACGAUAUCAGUGGGAUUUAUUGAGCAAAUUUGAACUAAUUAAAAGAAAUAAAUAAGUUGUCAGCUUAAGAUAUGGAGCAACAAAAUCGAAAACUAAAACUCCGACAGAUAUGAUUCACGAUUAUAGUUAGUUGUGAUCAAGUAGUAUUUUCCUCAUUCUAACUAUUUAUUCCAUUGUUCGGCUUGCAAGUAACUUCAUUCUUUGUUAUCUAUAAGAUCCUAAUUAUCUUGAUUAUUUUCCAGAUUUUCCCGAAUUGUAUCCUCUAUACCUAAUCUUUUCUAAUAUAACUAAGGUUGUUACUACUUAUACUACUCUGGUAUCUUACUGUGGCGAUGUGGUGUGACACUGAACCGAUUCUCAUAUUUCCCAGGUUCUACAUUGCGUAUAACUGACUGGCUUAACUUGAUAUGCUUAGUCUAGCUAUGCUAAUAAACAUUUUAGUUAAUGAUUUUAAUGCACUACAAAAUUGGUCAAUAAAUGAGAAGUAGAUCCAUAAAUAAUUGCUUCAUCUUCUGAAAUCCAUUUCAAGGAACUUAUAAGCAAUAUACAAUCCUUUUUAAGGAUUUCAUCUAUCAUUUAUAGAUUACCCUGUGAGAAAUACUUCCUUUUAUCUGACGCUUGGUUUCACGUGAAAAAAAACUCGUGGAGACCAGGUCUGUCUGACACGCGGAAGUGAAUAUACUGGUCAGAUGUUCACCCCUCAACAGGUUUUGAAACGUAAGCAAAAUAAUAUAAACCCAACUAAAGUUCAAUUACCUGACCUUAAGACAGCAUUCGACUCCAUCAGCCGAGACAUUUUGUGACUGGGUUUAUCAUCGUAAAAUUUUAUCGAUAAAGCCCACAAACCCGGAUAAUAGUUCGAAUCAGAGUUCAUCGUGAACUGUCAUCAAAAUCAUCAACUACUUCAGGUCUGGCCACAAUCAUUUUUAUCUAAUUUUACCAUGGAUGUCCCCUUAGAAACCACACUUUACCUAACUUUUCGAAAAUUGAUCUAUCAGGAGGUCUACUUAUUGGGUUAGAAUACCAAAAUGACAAUUUGGUGAAGACUUAGAAAAUGCAGUUUUUUUUUUAUCACUUUAAGUAGCAAUAUAAACGUGUUUAGAUCACGUUUAUCUCCCCCUAACUGCAAAUAUUGCUUGAAUACUGGCCUCUGUCAUCGCCUAGAUUGAUAAUAGGGGGCGAAUCAAUUGACUUUUGAUCGUUUUAUUUAUCUGGGAUAUCUCAACAACCAUGAUAGAUUGGUGUCUGACGAAAUCGUGACAUGGAUUCAAUAAGCCAAAUGACUGGCUUUUUUCAAACUGAGUCAUUUAUGGAGUUGGUGAGAUAUCUGUCUGCCAACUAAGUGGCGAUUUAACUGUACAGCAGUUCAUUUUGUAUUACUAUAUGUUUGUGAAACAUGGACCAUAGAAACAGAAGACAUUCGUAGGCUGCAGACUUUUGACUAUAGAUGUCUUGAAUGCAUCCCCUGAAUAUAUUAUCGCGACAAAGUGAAAAAAUGCUAAGGCUAAUCCUAGGGUCCCGACCGAAGGUGCUACCUUGACGCGGUGGUCGGAGUUGCCUAUCUUGAUGACCCAACCGAGCUAUAUUGGCUGGGACAUAUGUUCCUGUAGGUUCUACCAUGCCAGGCAGGUCGAUUGGUGAACGGUAAGACUAAAAGCAGCAACUCAAGGUCUGAGGGCGAAGUCGUACUGCUGACUGUAGAGAGGUGUGACAGCAGUAAGGUGUUUCCCUCAGACAACCAGCAUGACAGCGAUGCUGCCUUCCCACAAGGAGAGGUGGGGUUAGAAACGGUCGACCCUAAAAAUGUCACACCUCACCUUACCUCACGGAUUUCCGUCUCCGGUGGUAAGGCCCUUUGAAGAACGGAGCUAACACGUCAAAAAGCUUCCACAAAAAGGCCGUUCGUGACCGGCCUCAAGCAGUUGUCCCUUGGGCUCUGCGGUCACGCUCCCAGGUCGUCAAGACCAACACUAAUUCAACUUCCUUUUCAGGUUCCUCAAGAAAUACCCUUCCACGGUGUGGGCAGCCGGGAAGUGACAUCAGCCCUCAUACCCGUAACAGCACACGAGACCAAGUUGGUCACAUUCAAAUCCUUCCUACACCUCCUAAUACCUCUCUUAUCUCCAUGACUAACCCUCCUCACGUCUCUUUGUCACCUCGCACUGCUAGGGCAAACGAUUCGAGUACGUGGAACGCUAUUCCUGGUCUCCUGAAACUACGCUCUAAACUACACGUAGGAGCUUUUAACGUCCGAACACUUUGCCAAAUAGGACAGCAGGCUUCCUUAGCUAGGACUUCAGAAUCUCGCGCCAUCGAUGUGUGCUGCGUCUCCGAAACGCGCAUACAGGAUCCGAGUAGCGUCAUUCAUUUGACCUCACCAUGCCAAAAUAAAGAACCGACUCGAUUUACGCUUCGUGUAUCUGGAAGCCCUGAUUCUGUUUCCCGUGGCCUCGCCGGCGUAGGUAUAGUAUUGAGUCCUAGGGCAGGACUAGCUCUCUUAGAGUGGAUCCCAGUAGACAGCCGUUUGUGCGCUGCCCGACUGAACGGAACAGUAAGAAUCCGGAAAGAUAGGGACACUCGUCGUUGCCUCUUCGUCGUCUCUGCCUAUUCUCCCACUGACUGCAGCUCAGAUGAUGUAAGAGAUGAGUUUUACAGAAAGCUUUCGGACCUUCUCCGAAAAGCUAGGCGCUCUGAUGUAGUAAAAGUGGCCAGUGACUUUAAUGCUCAAGUAGGUAAACUAAGCGAUAGGGAAAGACAUCUAGGUGGAUCUUAUGGUGUCGUGGCUCAAAGAACAGAUAAUGG
Messenger RNA from Schistosoma haematobium, 5607 nucleotides. RefSeq lists its product as uncharacterized. Gene Ontology annotation, cellular component: endoplasmic reticulum; cytosol; ubiquitin ligase complex. The coding region runs from base 308 to 2578 and encodes 756 amino acids. The transcript is spliced from 6 exons. The record is from RefSeq and is a predicted model, not a curated record. Gene Ontology annotation, molecular function: ubiquitin protein ligase activity; ubiquitin binding. Gene Ontology annotation, biological process: ubiquitin-dependent protein catabolic process; protein K48-linked ubiquitination; endoplasmic reticulum unfolded protein response. Lineage: Eukaryota; Metazoa; Platyhelminthes; Trematoda; Strigeidida; Schistosomatidae.